AUGAAUCGGUUCCGCACGAAGAAGAAGACGAAGGAAGAGGCACCGCCUCGCGUCUCAAACGACUCAGACUCGCCUGCGCCCUUCAGACUUUUCGGCAAGAAUAAGAAGACAACAGAGGAGGAACCUAGGAAAGAGAUCGACCUCGCUACGGCACUCCCUUCGAGUGAUGACUUCCGAACGAGUCUGCUGAUGACAGGCUUGUCAGCACGUUUUUCUAUGUUAAAGGAGCAAGAUGAUCCAACCUCCAAGAUUGGAAAGGCCAGUGACGAUAGCGUGUUGUUUCCCAAACGGCAAUCCAGAAUGCUGGACUUUGGUUUCGGCCCGGGCUUGGGUGAUAUUGCAGAGGUGGAGUCCAUCAGGGGCAAGGCACCGUUUGCUCGCAUGGACUCUUUCCACUCAUCUGAAGGCUCGACAUCUGGCAGCAUCAUGGAUCGGGCUAAACCUGUUGACGGCAACAACCUAUUUGGCGGACGUCAAAAGAUCUACAAGCUCCCCAGUGGUGGGGCGUCUACAAAAAAUCUUGAUGGCGGUAUGUCGGGGCGAGCACUUUACGGUGACGAUGUGGCCAUGUCAUCCUUCCAGCGCUGGAGGCAAAGCGAGAAGGACAGGCAGCCGUCAACAGAAGAGCGCCAGGACCAAGUCAACCUCAGCAUUGAUAUCCCUCGAGCCGAGUCUCCGCCUGCGGCAGAUGUCCACCGCAAACGCGAGACCAACUCCAGCAUGUCCUCCGCUCCUUCAGUCGGCCGUAACUCGACGGCCGCCACAUCCGUCACUUCCCAGCCCAAUGCCAUGUCCAAAGACUGGCAGUCUGCGGGGGCGUCCAGCCACUCAUCAUCUGCCACACCUGCAUUAGAGCGAAGCGUAACGAGGACACGGCGUCUUUACGAGACAGGGUUGCUGAACGAUCUUCAUGAACAACAAAACUCCGCUCUAUCGAGAAUGGACACUCUCUCCCGCCAAAGGAACUUGGGUUCUCGCACACCCGACAUGCCAAACGCCCCUUCGCCUACGACUGGACUAUUCACGGAUCGUUUUGGCGACCGUAAGCUUUUGGCUAAGGCCAGUGCACCUAACCUGCGUUCGAUGAGCCCACCGAUGACUGCGUCGUCAAUGGGCACACUGGAUUUCGGGACCCGCGUUCCCAGCAUUCCCGAAUCGAAGACAGCCUUUGGCACUAAUGUUGCGGCUCCCUUGAGCCCUCCGAUCAGUGAGUCCGAGGAACGCAGUCCACUCACCAUUCAGCCGAACGACCUAGGCAAGGCCACUUCCAUGGGUGUAUUCAACAAGCCUGCUCAGCAGUACGACGAGACGAAGUACGCGCAGAAGCAAAUCCAGCUUCAACAAGGACGUGAGACCCCGACGGAGAGAUUCCGUACUGGUUCCUCUGCCUCUCGGACUAAUGGAAGUCGGUCGAGAUCACGUUCAUCCUCUUCUGCUCAACGAGCGCCGUUCGAGAAGACGGAACCUGCUUUGCAAACAGAGCCAACUGUGCAAGAGGAGGCUGCGUUUAAUGGUACUUUCCUCGAUACCGAAGAUGACCAACCUCUACGUCCUCGUCCAUCGCAGUCUUCUACAUCAUCUCGAGGUACUCGGCAGCGCCCGUCCGAUCAGGAUCAUCCUGCGCUUCGAGAAUCUGCGCUUCCCACACCUCUAUCACUCGCUUCGAUGUCAGGUGGACCCUCACCGGUAUCCGAACGUCCUAGCCUCUCUGCUUCUCACUCUCAUCAAAGCUCACCCGACGAUUCUCCCACAUUGGGCCCAACGACGGGCCUGAGCGGAAUAGUGCGCCAGCACCUGCGGUCAGACAGUGAUGCCUCAUCCAUUUACGGAGGUCCUAUUUCAAGCUCUCUCAAUGCCCCGAAAAGCAUGUAUGGACAGUACGAUCCCAAUGGCAUGUCCGACCUGAGUAUCUCCUCCAAUCCAUGGGACUCACAAUCUCCCGAUUGGCAGUCUUCGUACUUUGACAGCAGCCAAUCAAAACUCAACAGCAGGAUCAACACGAUCGAGGAGCGCCCCAAGCAAGAACGGAAGGAAGAGGUUAUGCCUGCGCCAUCCGAUGCUAGGUUACGCUCAGAAAGCGGGCACGCUGAAGAGAAGGAAGACGACUUUGCUCGUCAUUUAGCAGAUGGUGCAAGACGUGUUCGUGAAAGAUUGACAUCUUAUGUUGAAUCGGACAGUCGCUCUGUGUCACCGCAACCUUCGGAACGUGAGCCGUUGCCAUCGCGGUCGAACCCGCUCCACCUUCUUAUUUCAAAGUCGAGCCGUGGCUCCCUCGUCGACCGCAGCCGAGAGCGCGAACAAGCCCCGCCACCACCCAAGGUCAACAAGAUGCUCGGUAUUGGCGCAUCCACCAUGAGUAGCUCGCCGAGUCCAAGCAAGCGGAGUUUCGACUUCGAAAGCAAGGACGCCCUUUCUCCCAUGGAGGAGGAGCCGGAAAGGUCCUCCCCCUCGAAGCAGGAGCAGCAGCAGUCUAUUGACGAAACAGCGGUCUCAACGCCACAGUCAGCCAGUAAGGAAGUUCAAGAAGUGGAAGAAGACAAGGAAGAAGGAAUGCACGCAGGGCUCCGUGCGUUCAGGCAGGCGCGAAGAGAACUUCAGAAGCUGAAAGAGACUGAAACACAGCAGCGACAUCAGUCACCUUCCGGGCCGCCACACAUGCCACCCUCAGCGCCAGCCCCACGUCCAGUCACAAAUCGUGAGCGACCGCGAGGACAUCGAUCCCCAUCCCGUGAGCGCAGGCCACCUCCUGUUGCUUACCAGCCCCGUCCCAGUCAGGAAUCGUCGUAUGGUGGUGGAACGCCUCAAUCUUCGCGCCCGUCGUCAAGGACCGAACGAGAUCGGAGCGGGUCUGAAAACAGCAACGGUAGCCGGUCUCAAAGCCGCCCGGCCAGGCUCAGAAAUACUUCAGCCCCCCAUGAAGGCCUGGCUCCUGGUACCAACGGUGGCUCGCCCCGUGCCAUGCUCCGGUCGCCAGGUCUCCCAGGUACUGACAUCCGACACUCCCCCAUCAUGCCCCCACGUGGACAUCCGCCCUCUGCACCGCCGUCAGGUCCACUUCCUGGGCCUCCUCCUGGGCACUUUGAUCGAUCUGUCUCAGGCAACCUACGUGUCCAGCCCCAGCAUCGUGGCGGCUACGACUCGAGCCAGGCAUCGCCGGUCUCGCCCAUGGCGCCCAUGCCGUCGCCUCUCGUGAGCUCGAGCGCCCAAGCUCCCCCGAUUCAACUUUCGCGACGACCAUCGGCACCUCCUACGCCCAACCUCGAGGGCGGCUUCUACAAGCUGGAUGAAUCGACCAAGAGAGCGGUGAGGAAGCGGGAUAUUUCGGAGCCGACCUUCGUUUCCAGCACGUCACGCGUGCCUACUGUCAAUCUCCCAGAGGAGGCCAGAUCUCGCAGCGGCUCUCGCAGUGGCACGAGAUCUCGGUCGGGCAGUCUGCUCGCGACAGCAUCGACGCCGAAUCUUCACGCGCUCGCAAAUAACCCAACACAUGCGCCACCCCUGCCCCCUAUCAACCCCAAGCGACGCAACAUGCUCGGGUUCCGUGGUGGGCGUAAGGCAGAAGAUGAGAUGGCUGGUGACAGCCCUCAGAUGCCGUUUGCGCCUCACGCCAUUCAUCUCCAAAACGAUGGCAACAGUGCCUUCUCCGUCAGCGACGAGGACGAGGGCGGUGCCCGUGACCGCCGAAGGCUCCGCAAAGCAACGAGCGAAGCCAACGGUAUGAACGUACGGGCACGCCAAACGCAUUACAACGCGCCACCCAUGCCGAGUCGCUCUCCCAUGCCUGGUGGCAUGAUCUAA
Molecule: messenger RNA, 3798 nt
Organism: Verticillium dahliae VdLs.17
Lineage: Eukaryota; Fungi; Ascomycota; Sordariomycetes; Glomerellales; Plectosphaerellaceae
Exons: 1
Coding region: 1-3798 (1265 amino acids)
Source: RefSeq, a predicted model, not a curated record